AUGACAAUUGGCCUAAAAAUCAAGGAAUUCUUCUACACGCUCAAUGCGAAGGACAAGUACUCGGACUUUGACUCCCGCCAAUCGUUCAAUAGGCUUAACAAGCCCGACGUCAAGAGCUCUCUUCUAGGUAGCCACCAAAACGGCUCAACCGUCUCUUUGAGCACGCGUCUGAAUUCUGAGGGCGUUCACGAGGUUCGGCUCGCGUGGAGGCAUGUGAAAAAAUGGCUCCAUAAGCAUUGUGAGGACAUUAAUGCAUCGCUACUGGAAGCGUGUACGGAAGCAGAUAUCCACGAGUUUGAAAAGGAUUUGGGGUGUCAAUUGCCCGACUGUGUGGUGGAAUUUUUCCGUUUGACGGGUGGACAGUCAACUUUUAACGAUAAUGGAUGCAGCGGAUUGUUCUACGGCGUAAAACUAUGUCCCAUAGAUGAGAUCGCUGUCUUGACAGAAAGAUGGCGGAAGGUGCACGAGGAGAUCAAGAGAAACGAAGACAAUAAAAAUGCCUACGUGGCUGCAGCUAGCGAAGCGCUGUCUUCUGCCCGUGACAAACGCGUAAAGGACUUGUUCCCACCUCAGAGCUCAAUACCGCCAAACACCAUUCUUCCCAUAUAUGCCCAUUCGAUGUGGAUCCCCUUUGCCUCGGACCGGGCCGGAAACUACAUAGCUAUAGACCUUUCUCAUGAUCCCGAAGAUGAACAGCAGGCUGGAACACUCGGAAAGUGGGGACAAGUCAUUCUAUUCGGAAGAGAUUUCGAUACUAAGUUCAAGGUGGCCGACACGUUUGGCGACUUCUUGUUGAUAUUCGCCAAUGAUUUGGAGCUGGGCAAUUGGGCUCUUCACAACUUUGGUGAAUUUGAGGAUGUUGUAUGUGGUGUUGAGGCAGACUUGGUCUACAGAGAUCACAAGAGCAAAAAGGAAAUGCCUUACUUGGAUGUUCUUCGAACGCGCGCAACAGAAAAAUGGCUUGAGUCUUUAACUGCCGAGGAGCAAUUGCAAAAUGCUCCGGUUUUGGCACAAUUGAAGAGCAAGUACUCCUAUGAGGUGCCCACGUUUGAAGUCAACACGGACUCGCUCAUUACUCAAAACUUGAAACAGUUCGAUAUUUCAAAAGGAUCCGAAGCAUCUGCGUCCGCAGCUGCUGUUCCCGCUUCAGCCGGAGAGCCAGAGCUACAGGAGGUGGACAAGGAUUGA
This is a messenger RNA of Australozyma saopauloensis, 1188 nucleotides long. It is a transcript of the gene SMI1B, whose product is annotated as Smi1bp. The record is from RefSeq and is a predicted model, not a curated record. NCBI's taxonomy places the organism in Eukaryota, Fungi, Ascomycota, Pichiomycetes, Serinales, Metschnikowiaceae. The transcript has a single exon. Gene Ontology annotation, biological process: fungal-type cell wall beta-glucan biosynthetic process; cell wall biogenesis. The coding region runs from base 1 to 1188 and encodes 395 amino acids. Gene Ontology annotation, cellular component: mating projection tip.